CACACACACACACACACACACAGACGCACACACAUAUACAUACACAUGCCGGGCUGGUCAGUGAGAAGAGAGCGAGACACUAAAUGCUCUUUAUUCAGUCUCGAGCGCAUCUCGGAGCUGACAGACCUGCAGAGUGUGUGCGGACAGUCAGUCAGUCAGUCAGUCACUGAGCGCUGAGAGCUCCAGCUUAACUUCACUCCACUGGCUGUUUCCUGCGCUGCAGACACUGUGGACUCUCCGGACUCUAUAACCUGCUACUUUUAUUUGACUUUUCUGAGCUGCACCGGGCUUUUCACACAGGCUCUGGUGUUUUCCUGGUGAUGACCUCAUUGCUGUUUCCUGGCAACGCCCACGCUGCGAUGAAGGACCUGUCUUCCUCCUCCUCUCCUCUCAGCUCCCUGCUCCACUACCCGUCCUCCAAAACCUCCGUUGUGCCGUUCUCCCCGUCCGCCGGCGCUGCCUCCUCGCCCGGGUCAUCGCUAACAUCAGCUCCGCUCUCCAAACCUCAGCCCUUCUGCCUCCAGACAGGGCCGCACCUCAUCGCCAGCAUGCAGCUGCAGAAGCUCAACUCGCACUACCAGAACCUCGCCGGUGCUUCUGCCGGACACCCAGCACCUGGUGGCACUCAAAGGGGCUUUGGUGCUUCUCCUCUGGGCACGGGAAACCAGCUCCUGGGGCCGACUGGAGGCCUUGCUGGAGGUGGGAUGGGUGUGGGGAUCAGCAUGGGGAACCAAAGCUCCGGUGCAGGUGGAAUUAUUGACUUUGACCCCGUGGACGAGGAGGUUCUCAUGUCACUGGUGGUGGAGCUCGGUUUGGACCGAGCCAAUGAGCUGCCCGAGCUUUGGCUGGGUCAGAACGAGUUUGACUUUAUGUCAGAUGUGCCGGCCGGAUGCUGACCUACGGGAAGAAGAACUAUCAAGAUGCAGCGGAAUUGACAGACAAAGAGAGAGAAAACUUUCUCUCCUCUGUUUUGUUGUUCUUUCCUCCCUUUCUUGGUUGAUAAAAUGAGGAAACUGAAGAGACGCUGAGUGCUAAAGAGAAAGAUAUUAGAGGCAUACUCUUGUUUCUAUUUUACUCUCAUAUUCCAUGUGCAGAGAGAUGGAUAAAAGAAAAAGUCAGCUUGCUUUUUUGUUGUUGUUUUUUAAUGCAUAAAGAGAGCAAAGUGUUUUAUGUUCCGUUCGAUCAGUACAUUUUUCUUUUCUAGGAUGAAACUGGUGGUUGAAACCAACCUAAUGGGAUUAAGAACUUUUAUUUUUCCUUUCAUUAAAAGCAUGAGCAGAACAGAAACAAGGACUCUUUCUGCCAUCCCUCCAUCAUGCUGGCUUAUUGAAAACAAGGUGAUUGACGUGUGAUGGGAGACGUUUCUAACCUUCUAACAAAGCAGUAAAACGAUCAACACACCUGUUAGACUUUCUCAGUGCUCUUUUCUCCCGAUCAACGUAAGGAAAAUUAAAAUGGGAAUCAUGACGUUAUGGGAGAUUUGUAAAGGAUGACAAACACUAUGUUUCCUGUUUUCUUUUGGACAAUAUUAGACUCUGGUCUCAUGGGAAAGAGACUCCUGUCUCUUGGCUUCACAAAGAAAGUGAUUGUCUGAAACUGGUUAUCUCAAUGUACUUUUCUUUCUGUCCUUUUUUUCUUUGAAUUAAGUUCAACCAGUCGUAUUCACGGAACAUGUUAUUUAAGACAGUGGCUGAUAUCCAUCAGGACUUUUGGACAAGGAGCGCUUCUGUAACGCGUCUGUAACCGGUUCUACUUUUCUGAGCAUAAUGAAUUAGAUCAAGGGAUGUGGAAUCUUUCGGAGCAUGGGACCUGAAUGGAGUAAAUUGUUUCUUGCUCUGGAGCGCAGCCUCAUUAAAAUGAUUGAGGCCUUUUGGUGGUCAUGUGAGUCGCCACUACAUGUACGUGUUUUGUUUUCUGGCCUACAGUGUAAGAAACUCUGACCCCGGCGGUGUCAAUGAUCCUGAAUAGCACUUCCUCCUACAUGGAGGAUACAAGGUCUGUGUGGACACAACCCGAAUGGCAAGAACAAAUACAUUCAUGUGCCCUUUGCUUUCUUUGUUUUUGCUGUUUCACCACUUUGAUGUUUGUGUCAAAACCGUUUGUUCAGCUCCAACAGACCUUAUUAUUAACAAGCGUCUCUGUCCCUGAUAAGGAAGCAUUGUCUGUUUAGUCAUCAGGCUCAGAGGCUGCUGUUUGCACACUUUGCGGGGCAGCCUUUGAGCUGAACAUGCUCUGUGGUCCAGACUGGUCUCACUCCAACUUAUCAGAUACUGAGGCUUGGUCAGUGGCCCCUGGCAGCAGAUACAGAGGCACCCUUGGUGGUGGUAUGACAUGCGCCGGGCAGAAGCAGUUUAUAAGGAGCAAGAAAGUCCACAUAGGUUGAGUGGGAGGUGAGGUGGAUGGGUCAAACAAACUUGGGACUUUGAGCUGCUUGUGUCCCGUGUGAAACCAAAAGUCAGUCGAGUUAUUUUAAUAACAAUGUAGUGUGCUAGUAUGUGUAGCAUUCCCCGUAAGUGACGUCACAUUAUAUAUGUAUGACAUACGUUAUGUGAUGUUACAUUACAUACAGUAACAACUUAUUUCAAGCCAAACCAUUAUGUUUUCUUCUAAACCUAACCAAAUACUUCUGUUGCCUAAAUCUACAAAGGUAAACCUAAAAGGGGAAGUGUGUUUUAACUAUGUUGUAAGAUUAUUUUGUAAAACACUAUGCAUUUAUCAAGCAGAAACUGAACAUUUCCUGUGAAAACGCAAGUGUAAAUUGACACGCUGUUCUCAAACACCCAAAACGGACGCUGGAGAGGCACCUAGCAUCAUUUUUUAACAUGUAGGGCUCCUGACCAAACGUUGGUAUUUGAUGAGCUGGGAGGGGAACAUGUUGGCCGUGCAGGCUUCGGGAAGGUUGGAGUUGGACCAAAGUAAACUAAACUUUUCAUAAGCUACUACAGCUUAUGGCAAGUGUGGCACAUUUUAUUAUCAUUAACUACCAGCUUCUUACUGAUUCACUGCCUCUUCAAGACAGAGACAAUAUGGAAAACAUCUUCAUGAGCUAGCUGUGUGCCCUCUGGCAGCCAUAUUGGAGGUCCUCGUGCUCUUUGGCUUAAGUUCAACAGUUAUUUGUUCAACUUCUCCAACUGACCACAAUCAGAAGAGUUGUUUUGUAGCCAACAGUCACUAUCUGUUAGACAUUUGACUUUGGUUAGGCCUACUUGUAGAGAGUUAGCAUUAGCUAUGGGUAGCAUCCUGGAAAAACUAGUAGUAGAGUAUUACUUUUUUUUUUUUUUUUUUUUUUUUGAUUUUUCAAAAUUCAGUUUACCUGCUCUCCUUUUUUCCUCCUUAUGCCUGGCCCUAAUACUCUUUCGUACAAUACUAACUGAAGGUCCACUUACAGCUUUUUCCAGAGCUCUCAACUGUGUCAUUUAAAUAAACUUUUAAGCUAACGCGGACGAAUAGUUCUAAAAGUGUUCUAUUUACGGGUGUCAUGAUAUAGGUAUUGACGAUAACAGUGAUAUUUAAAAAUCAAGUCCUGAUAUCAUUUUAAUGAUACAUAAUACAUGAUAUGAUAUAUAUGAUAAAAUAUAUUGUAUACGUAUUCCAGCACCUUAUGUCCUCGCGUUGUCUUCCUCCCCAUACGCCAUCUGGUUGCCUUUUCACUACCUAUUAAGUGUAAUUGCUCUCUUGUACGAUUUUGUACAGAUAUAGUUACAGACUCUCUCCCCACCUCCUUACACUCAUAUUCUGAGUUUAACUCAUUUGCCAAAAACAAAUUUAAAGAUAAAUCUGACUGAUUUUGAACACAUUUUCCCCAAAAAAUGUUCUAUAGCUAUCACGAUAUUAUUUUUUAUCGUUAACUCUUUAGGAUUUGAGGACAUUAGGGGCAUAGCCCAGACCUCUUACAGGGGGUCCGGGGAUCUUCUCCUGCUCUUUUAUACACUCUGAUACUUGAUAUACAUUUAAAGUAGAAAACCUGUUUAUUUUUAUAAAUUAGAAAAUGGACGGAGGGCCACCUGGCGCCCUAUCUGGCCCACAGGCUGUAAGUUGAGUAUCACUGUUUUAUAUCAUAAGCGCUACUGAGCUCACGUAACAAAUCCAUCUCAGUGACAACUGAGCAAACUCCCAUCUUCUCCUGAAGACCAUUUGACACUGUUGAGGCUCAGGGUAAAAAACAUCAUUAAGUGGACCCUUGGGUGGGAUUGUUUUGAAUAAGUGUUUUACAUGUGAUAUAUUGUUUUGACAUAAAAGUUACAUGUGGAACAAUGAAACGAGAUAAAUGUGAUAAAGUCACACCAAUUUUUAUUUUUAUAAGGGAAUUAACAAUCCCCAAAAUCGGUCAAUAUUUUCGAAACCAUCUUCUUGUUGCCCGGCUGAUACACCCCAAUGUUACAUUUCUUAUUAGCAUACCCUCUGUUGGAUCUCCAUGAUGCUGCCAGAUGCUCUUUAACUUUACAGAGUCAAUUCUUCAUCUACCAGGUGUUGUUUCUUGCUGCUGCAGACUUUAAUGGUUAAAAAAAAUCCCCAGGGUUUAAACUGACACCCCUCCACCCCCUUGCCCACCUAUAGGAACUGUACUGUGCUGUUUUCCCCGCUGUAGAUGGAUGCAAGUUAGCACGGGGGCUCUGACCUAUAUAUCUGUUGUGGUAAGAAGAGACGGGGGCUUGAACUGUGCGGUGGGAACAAAGGCCUUUCACCUCAGCCUGGUGUGUCUGUCAUCUGGCCAUUGUGGCUCUCCUCCUGGACCACACACACAUGAAAUAACACACCUGUACAUAUGCGUACAUGCACACAACUCACUGAAACCAAACUAUGUGCGGGAGUACAAAGACACAGAAAUAAACCACAUGCACACACAGGAGCAUGGGGAUGGUGUUACAGCAGGGAAACGGGAGUAGCAGCCAUGAAACAGGCACUUGUUCAGUUACACACGGACUUCACAGGGUAUUGGGGUUGUUGGUGUGUGUGUGUGUGUGUGUGUGUGAAAAGAGAUAGUGAUGUUAGGGGAAACUAUGAGCAGUGGGUAAUCCGUCCACAUGAAGACCACUGGUGGAGGAAAAAACACGCAGGGCAGUGUUAAUUUAUUUAGAUAUAGAAGGAUCAGCUUACACACACUCAGCUCCUCAGCACAAUUUUCCCUGCACACAUACACACGCUGCCUAAUACCAGUUUUUGAUGUCGAUUAGGGUCUCAGUUACAGCCAGUGGACUUCCUUUUCUUUCUUUAAUGAAACACGAGAAGCGGUGAUUAAUGAAAACCCGAUGAUGGACUAAUUUGACAGAGGGAUUUGCAGGAUAUUUCUCUCGUAACAACCACUUUAUUGAAAGAUGUAAAGAUACUUCACAACGAAAUCCAAAAGACAGACACGCUGAUUCUCCUCUUCCUCUGUCUCGUCGCCUAAGUGGGUCAAAAUAACAUUCUUGAAAUGGAAGAGUCUUGUGUUUGUUUCCAUCUGCUUGACGAAGUCCUUUUGUGUGUGUGUGUGUGUGUGUUGUGCUGUGGUCCGGCCUUGAUCCCAGCUGAGUGAAUGUUAUUUUUGCUGUGUGAAGCAGAGGGACGUCCCGCCCCCUCUUCUCCUCCCCUGAGAAGUUGCCUGGUUGAGAUGUUUGAAUCGUCUGAGGGCUUUCAUUUCCUCUUCUCCAUGAUGCCAUCAUAUUGCAGAUUAACCCCGGCAGAGACCUUUUGAACCACAAUAUACCUCAUAGCUGUUUGGUGUCUAAUGAUUCGUCACUACGGUUUCAGUUUGCUUGGAUACCACAUGGGUUUACGUUAGCAACUAAUUACUGCAAAAUCAUCACACUAUUUGAAAUUGGACCUUUAUCUAAUGGACAACACUGUCUGGCUCAAAUGCUAACCUUACUACAGAUCUUGUUUUGUUCAAUACCAUACGUUCAUAGACUGACUUCUUUCUUCGGUUAAUCCAUAGGCUUCAAUGUGCUCCAGUACUCCCAUCAUGCAGAAUCAUAGUCUUGUUUUCUUCGAGUACUAAUGCAGUUGUGCGAUGGGACUGUUUGAUUGGUUGAUGGAAAAUUAAUUACCAACACAUUUCAUAGAUAAAUUAUUUUUGUUUCAAGAAAAAAAAGCCUCUCAAAUGAUUGCGGGGCAGACUAUUUCUUGGCUCAAAGCAGUUGCCAGGUAACCAGCGGUGACUUCAGGAAGUUUCUGCUCCUGCUUUCACAAUUAAUGAAUUGAAAAGACUUCAUUAUCCAGAUUGACAGUAGUUUUUGGAUGCUGAGAUUUUUCCUGAGCUCUGUUUUAAACCUCCACCGCCCCAAACAACAAAUGAAAUGGAUUUACAGUUUCCAUGUGACAGUCAGUGAUUUGCUGCACGCUGGGCCGUUGCCUCUGGGCCUCAGGGUCAUGAAAAAUGUUCACAUCAAGGCCUGUGAAAACCUUGGACAUAAGCAGUGAUAUAUCUGCUAAAAGGCGGCUGUUACAAGGUUCCCUCUCCACGGUAAUGAAAAUGUUCAGCCACUGAUCUGCUGCCAGGUCUGCUUGUGUGUGAAACUGAAGUAGACUUUGCACUGAUUUACUCCUUUUAUUCAUCAUAUUUUACUUUUAAACCUGUAAAGUCUUCAGUUUUUUUUGAUUGUUUCACAUGCAGUUACUUUCCUUGAUUUGUUUUUUCUAAUGAUGAAAUGAAUAUUAUUCAAAGAUGAUUUUUAAAGCACUUUUGCUCACCGGCUCUCACUUGUACAUCUAUAUGAAUAUGUAAAUGACUGAGAUCAUAUUAAAAAAAAAUUGCUUGUAUUUUUGUUACAGCUCUGAGUUUUGGUGGAGAAAUAAAGAAAGUGAAAACGA
Molecule: messenger RNA, 6789 nt
Organism: Epinephelus fuscoguttatus (brown-marbled grouper)
Lineage: Eukaryota; Metazoa; Chordata; Actinopteri; Perciformes; Serranidae
Gene: cited1
Product: Cbp/p300-interacting transactivator, with Glu/Asp-rich carboxy-terminal domain, 1
Exons: 2
Coding region: 321-896 (191 amino acids)
Biological process (GO): regulation of DNA-templated transcription
Cellular component (GO): nucleus
Source: RefSeq, a predicted model, not a curated record